AUGGCUCAUUACAAUAAUCGCGCUGCUCCCACCGACUACGGCACCACUUACGACCGCGGUCACGAAACAGGUUUAUUGACUCGCUGGGUCCCAGACAGACUCAAACAUUCCCGCCUUUAUCGUUGGUUCCUUCGCCUUACACGCGUUGUGCAAUUCCUCUCUGCCGUAAUAUCCCUUGGUCUAUUCUCAGCCCGUCUUCGCAAGGUCUACAAUCUCGUCAAUGCCAUCAAGACACGUCGUGGCGUCAACAGUUCCUAUGGCGCUGUUGAAGGCAUCCUGGCAGCCGCUGUUCUGUACACGCUCAUCGCUAUGCUGAUCUCGCUGCUGCUCAAGGGUGGUGGUCCGAGAUGGCUUCGCUGGCUUUGGGUCCUGUUCGACGUUGCUUUCGUCGGAGCUUUCAUAGCCGUCUCUGUUCUUACCCGCCCCAAUGGUGGCAUGGCUGGUCCUCGUCAUUGCUACAGGACUGAAGGUUUCUCAAGUACCUUUGGAAUCAAUGCGGACUCGUCAGAUGAUAGUUGUAACCUGCCAUGGGGUACAUUCAUCCUCGCCAUCAUCAGCACUAUCCUCCAUGCUAUCACUGCGGCAUUCCACGAAGUCCGUGACCGGUACAAGGAACACCGCGUCAAGGAAGCUCAUGUUGACAGAGACAGAACAGCCGCUUACUAG
Molecule: messenger RNA, 666 nt
Organism: Fusarium fujikuroi IMI 58289
Lineage: Eukaryota; Fungi; Ascomycota; Sordariomycetes; Hypocreales; Nectriaceae
Exons: 2
Coding region: 1-666 (221 amino acids)
Source: RefSeq, a predicted model, not a curated record